UAAUUUACUUAUUCAAACCAUUCCCCUCCCACCUAAAUUUUCAUAUAAAUACCCAAACACCCUCCUCAUAUUCCUCAAUCAAAAUACUAAGCUUACCAAACCUAACAGAAGAAAAUUUAGCUACCAUUAUCUCUUCCUCUUAAAAAUUUAUUCUAUUUGCAAAAUAUCAAGCUAUUCAACCAUGGUACUUUCGCAUGCAGUCUCGAAUGGAGAUGCUUAUAUUCAGUCUGCCUUUGCCUCACGACAUCUCCAAGCUCCACUACCAAGGUUCAAUAUGCCUGAAAAUUCGAUACCAAAGGAGGCGGCGUACCAAAUAAUAAACGAUGAGCUGAUGCUAGACGGGAAUCCAAGGCUGAAUCUAGCGUCAUUUGUAACGACAUGGAUGGAACCAGAGUGUGAUAAACUAAUGAUGGAUGCCAUUAACAAGAACUAUGUUGACAUGGAUGAGUAUCCUGUCACAACUGAGCUUCAGAAUAGGUGUGUGAACAUGAUAGCAAGGCUGUUCAACGCUCCACUUGAGGAUUCAGAGGCAGCUGUCGGAGUUGGAACAGUAGGCUCGUCUGAGGCCAUAAUGCUAGCCGGGCUUGCCUUCAAGAGGCGGUGGCAGAACAAGCGCAAGGCUCAAGGUUUACCUUAUGACAAGCCCAACAUUGUCACUGGCGCCAACGUUCAGGUGUGCUGGGAAAAAUUUGCUAGGUACUUUGAAGUAGAACUGAAAGAAGUGAAGCUAAGUGAAGGAUAUUAUGUGAUGGACCCUGUAAAGGCUGUGGAAAUGGUGGAUGAGAACACCAUAUGUGUCGCCGCCAUUCUUGGCUCUACUCUCAAUGGAGAGUUUGAAGAUGUUAAGCUAUUGAAUGAUCUUUUGCUAGAAAAGAACAAGAAAACUGGGUGGGAUACUCCGAUACAUGUGGAUGCAGCGAGUGGUGGAUUUAUUGCACCCUUCCUCUACCCAGAGCUAGAAUGGGACUUCAGGCUUCCCCUGGUGAAGAGCAUAAAUGUAAGUGGUCAUAAAUAUGGCCUUGUUUACGCUGGCAUCGGAUGGGCUAUCUGGAGGAGCAAGGAAGACUUGCCUGAAGAGCUCAUCUUCCAUAUCAAUUACCUGGGAGCAGACCAGCCUACGUUCACUCUCAACUUCUCCAAAGGAUCAAGUCAAGUCAUUGCUCAAUAUUAUCAGCUAAUCCGCCUUGGCUUUGAAGGGUAUCAAAAUGUGAUGAAGAACUGCCAAGAAAAUGCAAUGGUUUUAAAGGCUGGCCUAGAAAAGACGGGGCGAUUCACCAUUGCAUCUAAAGACAAUGGUGUCCCUCUAGUGGCCUUCUCUCUUAAGGACAACACCCUCCAUAACGAGUUUGAGGUUUCAGAGAUGCUAAGGAGAUUUGGGUGGAUAGUUCCAGCAUACACCAUGCCAGCUGAUGCACAGCAUGUGACAGUGCUCCGUGUUGUAGUUCGGGAAGAUUUCUCCCGAACUCUCGCUGAGCGGCUUGUGCUCGACAUCACAAAGGUGCUCAACCAGCUUGAUCACCUCCCUUCCAAGAAUAGUCAAGGUCAAAGCCAUCAUGAUAUGGGGAAGAAUGGAAUUAUCAAAGUGCCUAAGAAAAGUGCACUUGAGACACAAAGGGAGAUCACUGAUGUAUGGAAGAAGUUUGUCAUGGCCAGGAAAUCCAGCAAAGUCUGCUAGAUAUUUUGUUUUUCUGUUUCCAGAGAAUAGAAUUCAAGUCUUUGUUUUUUAGUUUUUUUAUUACUACAAUAAUUUUUUUACGGAAAUGUACCAGAUAAGGGGUAUUAAUAUUAAUUUGACUUAAUUUCCUUUCUCUGUAA
Chenopodium quinoa (quinoa) is the source of this 1815-nucleotide messenger RNA. RefSeq names its product glutamate decarboxylase 4-like. Bases 182 to 1675 code for a protein of 497 amino acids. NCBI's taxonomy places the organism in Eukaryota, Viridiplantae, Streptophyta, Magnoliopsida, Caryophyllales, Amaranthaceae. Gene Ontology annotation, cellular component: cytosol. The record is from RefSeq and is a predicted model, not a curated record. The transcript has 6 exons. Gene Ontology annotation, biological process: L-glutamate catabolic process. Gene Ontology annotation, molecular function: glutamate decarboxylase activity; pyridoxal phosphate binding.